AUGACUCGGGCGGAUUCUAGCCACUCUGCCAAUCUUAUUUUCCUUGGCGCCAAGAGACUCGAAGAUGCUAAUGUCGUGUAUUUUGAUGAUUUGCUACGACAAGAUGAGUGUUCCAAAGUCCGUGAGGUCCGCCAAAUCCAAGACAACGUAGGAUUCGAUGAUGAAGCUCCUGUGAUGUUCACUUCCGGUAGUACGGGGGUCCCAACAGCUGUCCAGUAUUCACACCACGGAGCCAUCAUCACCGCAAGAUGCGGGUUUCUGAUUGCCUCAACUCUCAUCUGUCUUCCGACCCAGAAGACCGUGCGGGACGGAGACGCAGGAUUCGUGCUCGGGAUCCUGCAGAAUGAGCGCGUCACGCAUGCGCUGUUGGUGCCAUAUCUCGUUAGGGACAUCCUAAAUAUGGGAACGACCCGGUUUGACCUCAGCACCCUUCAACUCAGCAUGAUAACAGGGCAGCCAAUCAACAUCUCUUCAGUGAAUUACGGAUUGAAAGUCCCACAUGGAAUAGAAGUGAAAGUAGUAAAUGAAAAUGGUAUUCUCCUGCCGCGAGGCUCACCCGGCGAGAUAUACAUCCGUGGGGCUGCACGUUGCCUUGGUUACCAUAGGCAUCCAGAAUCAUCCAUCUUCACCUCGACCGACUGGAUCAAAACAGGAGACAUUGGAGUCAUAACAGAGUCAAAACGACUGUGCAUGUUUGGUCAUAAGAGAGACAUGAUCAAAAGAGCCACCUCUAAGAUCUUCCCAGCAGAAAUCGAGAAAAUCCUGACACAACACCCGGACCAGCGGUUGUUUGAGGAGCUCUGCGCAUGCGUUAUUCCUGGGCCGGGGCUCACUAUGGCGAAGCUUGAGGCCUGGGAAGAGAGCCAGUGGAAGAAGUACGUGGAUGUAACAGGUUUGACGCUCAAGCCCAGCCGAAUUGGUGGAAAAGAGCUUCUGAAGAAAAUGCGACCGAACAGUGCAUUUGGGUGUUUGAGUUAA
This is a messenger RNA of Nematostella vectensis (starlet sea anemone), 978 nucleotides long. Its product is annotated as medium-chain acyl-CoA ligase ACSF2, mitochondrial. Bases 1 to 978 code for a protein of 325 amino acids. Lineage: Eukaryota; Metazoa; Cnidaria; Anthozoa; Actiniaria; Edwardsiidae. The record is from RefSeq and is a predicted model, not a curated record. The transcript is spliced from 4 exons.